GCCAUAUGUCAACAACUUAUCUAAAAACAGGUGUAAACAAAUAGUAAAUAUUAUUUUACAAUAUUUAGCUAACAAUUAAAAAUUACAAAAGCUAUAUAUUUUCAUUUCUAGAUAAUUAUUAUGAAAGUGUAAAAAUGGUUGUAGAAGGAGAAUAUUACGACGGCCCCUGUAAAUUAUUAGAGUUACCCCAUGAUGUAUUAAGAAUAUUAUUUUCUUAUUUAAAUGCAACUUCUCUUUAUCAUUUAAGCAGGACUUGUAAUUAUUUGGAGGAAUUUAUUUUGGAUCCUUUACUCUGGAGAUACGUAGAUGCAAGGGAUAACCCAAAUGUUUGUGAUAAAAUACAUUAUUGCACCAAUAGAGUACAUAAGAAAACUACACAUUUGUAUUUAAGGGGAAAUCUAUGCAUAAAAGACUUACCAGACCAUUUUUUCAUUAAUAUUAAACCUUUCGAUAACCUGAGAGUUUUAGCGCUGGAAAAUAUCAAGUUAAAUGGAUCUAAGAUUUCGCUAAAGGAUUUUCCUUCAGGAUUAGAGGAAUUAAGUCUGAGAAGAACGUAUGUGAAGAAUUCCACCUACUUUUUCCAACACACUGUUAGAAAUAUGCCAAAAUUAAAGGUGCUAAUUUUAGAUGAAUGCUCAUGGGUUACUUGCAGUUUCCUCCUCUCUGUGGCCAAGUAUGAGCAUUUGGAAAUCAUUUCCAUUGUAAAAUGUCCACAAGUGCAUGUGAAUAUGGUUCCAUACCUGAAUGUCGCAAAACUGGGUUGUAAAAAGCUGAAGGUUUUUGAUUGCAGGUUUACAGGUAUCGGUGGUGAGCUCCUACGAACAUUUUAUUCAAAACAAAAUCUUCAAAGAUUGUAUUUUCAAAGUUUCGCAUCUGCAAAAGUGGAUUACAACGAAAACGUUUUCGACUAUAUAAAGAAAAUUGAGAAAAGAGAGGGAGAUGACAUGAGUAUAACCGAUAUACAUUUACGAGACUAUCUUUCGACCACUGCUAAGCCUAAAAACGAAGUAGAAGAAAUUUUUGAUAGUGUACUAUAUCGUGACCCCUAUCCUGAAUGUAUUUGUGGAGGGGAAGGAUUCAGAGAGGGGAUAAAUAUAAUGGAUAAAGAUGGCAACAUCCCCGAAAAAGAUCUGAUUCAUUUCUCUUUGGGACAGUUGGAGUAUAGGUUUAUCUGUGGUAAACAUUUACAAGACUUCAUAACAUUACCACCAGAUUUUAAGAACUUUUAUCAGCAGCAGUUAGACACAAACUUGGAUUCCGAUUCCAGUACAGAUAAAGAGGAUGACGAAGAUGACGACGAACCUGAAACUUGCUGCCACUAUGCUAACAGCUACGUGAGUGCCACCAAUAACCUGCUUACACCUAGUACGCAUGAUCGAACGCCCUCGGUGCGUGAGGAAAUGACUCUGCCAAAUGAAGGAGCAAGAAAUCAAUCGUUUCCAGGGUGCAUCCGUGUUUUCAAGCCACAGAUCAACAAAGUUAAGCGUAAGAAGCAGAGUUUUAGAUCGAAUGAUAAUGCUUUUAGACUAUAUGUACAACAUUCUUCGAUGGACAAUAACAACGCAAGCAGUUCCGAUAGUCGAACCCACGAACAGAGCGAUUUUGGUAUCGAUUCCAAUAAUAGAAUUCAUGGACAGAGCGAUAAUAGCAGCGAUUCCAAUAAACGAACCCAUGGUCAGAGCGAUAGUAGCAGCGAUUCUAAUAAACGAACCCACGAUCAGAGCUAUGACAUCGACGAUUACAAGAAGCGAACCCGUGAGCAGAGCGAAUGCAAUAUACGAACCCACGAGCAGUGCGAUAGUACUAGCGAUAUGAAUAUACCGCCCCGUGAACAGAACGACAAUGGAAACCAUUCGAACACACGAACCCAUGAGGUGAGCGAUAAUGAAACCGAUUCCAAUAAACGAACGCAUGAACAAAGCUCUAGUAGUGACGCCUUUAAUAACAGAACCCAUGAACAGAGCGGUAGUGGUAGCGGUUCCAAUAAACGAAGCCUUCAACAGAGCCCUAGUGGUAGUGGUUCCAAUAAACGAAGCCAUGAGCAGAGUGAUAGUGGUAGCGGUUACAAUAAACGAAGCCAUGAGCAGAGCGAUCACGGUAGCGGUUCUAAUAAAUUAUUCCACGAGGAGAGCGAUAAUGAUGACGAUUCCGAGGCAACAACUAGCAAGAAACCGAAGAGGGGCCCAGUUCCGUUUGAUGAUCUUCAAGCCGAGACACAAGCACAGUUGAUCGAUCAUCUGAUAGAGAGCGCUGAUGAUAUUAGUUCGAGGAUAAAUAGAAUAAUGACAAGCGGCAUACGUAGGGGAUUUGAUCGUAUAAUGAUGCGUCAAACUGAACAGGAACAGACUGAAAACGCUAGAAAAAUUGAAAGGGAAAAUCAACCUUCGACCUCUAGAGAUACAAAUGGUGUGUCAUCGUCUAGUCCAAGUACGUCUUCUGCAAAUAGUGACGCAGAGAAUAGACCGUCGUCUUCAAAAGCCAGGACUCCAGAAGGUGAUAAAAAUGGUAAUAAUGUGUUGGAAGGUCUUAUUGUCGUCACCGAAGCAGGAAGACCACAUAUAGAAAUCAAUCCGACUGGACCAAGGGUCCAAAUAAGGUGUAUAAAUUUUCCUCGGGAAGAUAACGAUAGGUGGAAGAUCAAGUGGAAAAUCCCUUUGAGGAGAUUAUCAUUACGUGGAUAUAAAAAAAUUAGUGAUAACACGUUGAACUAUCUCAAAAAUUUAGAUAUAGAAUUAAUAGAUUUAACAUAUACUAGCGUGUCCCAAAAAGGAAUUGAAAAUUUUCUGGUUCAUAAUCCAAACUGUAGAGUGAUACAUCCUUUAUAUUGCGUAUGUAAACCCAACAACACCCUGUAUUGAGGACGUCAGUAAUUAACCAUACAUUUUUCAAUGAAUUGUAUUAUAGUGAAAAGGUUUUCUACAAUUUUGCUUGUUAAACAUUCAUAAAAUAAACUAUUGAAAACGUA
This is a messenger RNA of Diabrotica virgifera virgifera (western corn rootworm), 2965 nucleotides long. RefSeq lists its product as uncharacterized. Bases 135 to 2858 code for a protein of 907 amino acids. The record is from RefSeq and is a predicted model, not a curated record. NCBI's taxonomy places the organism in Eukaryota, Metazoa, Arthropoda, Insecta, Coleoptera, Chrysomelidae. Gene Ontology annotation, molecular function: protein binding. The transcript is spliced from 11 exons.